UUUCUAGUCAAAAUACAAGACUAAUUCAAUUUUCAUUUUCAAAGUUGGCCUAUUUGGCCAUAUGUAUAGUCGUUUCCACAUUGUCCACCAAAAUUCAGUUAAUUUGACCCUUUUUAUAAAACCAUAGUUAUACAUCAUACAUGAUAUAAAUUCCCAAUUUCCUAAGCCUGAUUUAAAUUACUUCUCAGUUUCCUUUUUCUUGGAAUAAAUUUGAAAAUUAUUGCUCUGUUUUUCUUGCUCUCCAAACUUUUCGCAAAUUUCAACACAUAUAAAGCCCCCUUAUUAUUACUUUUUUCUGUACUUGAUUUGAGUUCAAACAAUUUUUUAUAUGGGUUUUGCUGGAAUUCUCACAAUUUUUUCAAUCUGGGUUGUGCUUUGGAUUUUAUAAAAUUCAAAAAUUCCUUUCUGGGUUUUAUUCUUCUCUUCAAAAUCUCAUCUGGGUUAAUCUUAUUUUGCGUUAAUAUUGUGUAUUUUACUAGAAUUGAUUGAUUAUAAAUUUAUUACAAGCUAAAAAGUGUCAAAAAAUGGGGAAUAUGGAUGGAGCGUCACCAGUUUCAAUGAAUGAUGCAACUGCAAAUGCGGCCGCUUCAAUAUCAACACAAAUUAUGAUAGCAACUGUUGUAGUCCUCUUCUUUGUAAUAGCCUUUUGUUUCUUCCUUCAUAUGUAUGUUAAAUGUUUUUGGGUACGUAAUAAUAGCGAGGACCCUAACGUGGUGUCAUGGCGCCGCCAAUUAGCCGGUCAGCGCCGUGCUGCAGCCGUCCCUGCGCAUCGCCGAGGUUUAGACCCUGCCGCGCUAAAGUCGUUGCCCGUUGUGGUGUAUAAUCCUAAAGACUUUAAGGGUGGAUUAGAAUGUGCUGUUUGUUUGAGUGAAGUGUCAGAAGGGGAGAAAGCUAGGCUUUUGCCCAAGUGUAAUCAUGGGUUUCAUGUUGAGUGUAUUGAUAUGUGGUUUCAUUCUCAUUCAACAUGUCCACUUUGUAGGGAUCCUGUGAUCUCUACUACUAGUAAUUCGUCGUACGAUGAUGCUAAUCAUGUUCUUGAGGUUCAAGAUGAUGAUGCUUCGUAUUCAUCGGAUUCAAAUUCGGGUUCUGAUGAUGGGACUUAUGAUACUCCAAGGGCAGCAGAUGCACCUAAUUUUCCUACAAAUGUUCUGUUUUGGGGUGAUGAAACUCGAGUUGGCGCCUUUGGACAAGCUGCAAAUGCUGCUGCCUCUUCAUCAGCAUCUUCUUCUGGUGUCAGUACUAGGCCAAGAAUGGAUGAGAUGGUGAUUGAUAUACCAAGUCGCGAGUUUUGUGAGGAUUGCUUGUCCGAGGCGAAAACUCCGGUGAUGACGAGGUUGAGAUCGUUGAGGAGGUUGUUAAGCAUGGGACAGGGGAAUAAGGUGGCUCCCUCAAAUUGUGAAGUUGAUCAGCAAGCUUAAACCACAAAUAUUGAAGUUUGUUGAUUGCAAUUUGAUCAUGUAUAGAUUUUUAUUUACCAAUUUUAACAAAUUUAUUUACUUCGUAUAGAAGAUGGGUGAUUGGUGGUUUUCUUAAAUAAAAGAUGAAAAACCCCACACCCUCAUAGAGUCAUAGGGUUCUUAAGUAUUUCUUACAAUGAUUUAUUCUUUUGUUAAACGUAAUACCACUUAGAUUACAAGCUAGAUGUUAUAAUGUUCGUAGGAAUACAUUGUGUACUUUAUGCAAGAGUCCAUAAUUCGGUCUCUUGAGAAUUAAGAUUAUUAUCUUCUUAUAUUCAACAUUGUAACUAUGUAUGAAAUAGUUUGUGCUUUUCUUA
Molecule: messenger RNA, 1774 nt
Organism: Chenopodium quinoa (quinoa)
Lineage: Eukaryota; Viridiplantae; Streptophyta; Magnoliopsida; Caryophyllales; Amaranthaceae
Product: RING-H2 finger protein ATL60-like
Exons: 1
Coding region: 525-1418 (297 amino acids)
Source: RefSeq, a predicted model, not a curated record